CGUGACGUGGUGCGCGGGGCGGGCAGCAGCGAGGAGACUACUGAAGCGCUUGGUUUUGCUUGAAGUAACAUCAAUUUCUGCACAAAGAUGGCACUCCCAGACUCAGUCAGUACUUGUCUUUCUCCACCUGUGCAUUACAUGAUUUGCAAACUUGGAUUUGAGAAAAAAGACAUCUAUGAUAUUAAUUAUAUUGUGUCUGAAAAUGGAGAAGUACAUUGGCAAGCCGUUACAGAGCAUUUGCAUUACCUUGAAUCAGAUCAAAGUGUGGAUUAUGUCAAAAGUGUACAAUCACUUGGACCUAUAUGUGAAUCUGUUAAUUUGCACUUUAAAUCUCUGACCAAAGAGCAAUUUGUAGUUCAGUAUGCAGUAUGGUUCCGCUGGACAAACUACAUGGAGUUAUUUCUUGAAGUAUUUGAUGUUCUACAAUAUGCACAAGCUACUCAAGUUGCUCUUGGCUUAAUGAAGCUAACAUCAUGCUUGGAGAGAGCUUUGGGUGAUGUAUAUUUACUGAUUGGUAAAGAUUGUCCCUUCCUUCUAAGAGAUUUGCUUGCUUCUGAGCAGCUUGCAGUUGUUUUUGGACAAGAUGUAAUGGAUGUACUAAGGGUAUUCAUUGGAUCACCGUAUGGUCUGAAUCUUCGUAAUGUUUUGUGGCAUGGGUUUGCAUCCCCACAAGAAAUUCCUGCGAAAUAUUGUGCUAUGCUGCUUUUUUUAACUGCAGGAUUGGGUCAGUUAUUACAGACAUAUCUUCUGAAAACUAAAUCUAUUUUAGUACAUCGACCUUAUGUGACCUUCAUUACCUUAGAGGAGCUUGUUGCAUUUCCAGAUCUUAAUCAUGAAACACUUUGUGUAGCAGAAGAGCUAGUGCAAGUGUCUAAUUUUGUAUUUAAAUCAAUGCUACCAUUUUGGAUGGCUGCUUUAACAGCUUUCAAGCAAAGCAGGUAUGCUGACUGUGUGAUUCUCUUACUUCCUCAGCUGGAAGUUGGACUCAGAUUGCUCUUCACUACAACUAAUAAAUGUCCAAAUCGAUUGCUAACAGCUGAGCCUUCUGCUCUCUACACCACUUUUGAUGAGAUGCUAAAAAAGCAUUUGGAUAAUGAAGAAAUCAACCAGCUUCCUUCAGUUCUUGAAGAACCUGCCAUGGAAUUUCUUUGGGAUUUCUUGAACCACCAGGAGGGUCCACGUAUAAGAGAUCAUUUAAGCCAUGGAGAGAUCAAUCUAAAAACAUUUCCUAGAGAAUUGGCUAAUCAGAUAGUUGCAUUUGCAAUUACACUUCUCUGUAGAUUCUCAGAUGAAGACACAGUUGCUUUUAAGGAACACAUGAUCAUAAAACCACUGAUGAAUUGUGCAAGUUGCUACCGUUCUCGAUUUCAUCCAAUUUCCCGACUCAAGAAACAGGUGCUGGAAUGUGUGAAGAGCAUUCACUUAUGGCCUGAAUUACCAACAGUGCCUGAGGAACAUGUUCAAGCAGUUAAAGGGUUAGAAGGAAAUACUGAAACUAGUUCUUUAAUUUUGAAGAUGGCUGAAAUCCUCUGUCAAUUACAGCAAUAUUUGCCCCAGGAUUGCUGUAGUCCAGAUGAUCCUAUCAAUAGUGUUGUAACAGAGAGGCUGUUGGUAAAACUUUGUGAUAAACACAUUUGCACACUCUAUUCUCCACGACCUGUUCUGGAAGUAUUAGUGGUACUCCGUAAAAUAUGCACACAGUGCCAUCAAGUGUCAGAACAAGUUAUUACCAGCACUGAGUUGAGAUAUAAACAGUGGAUGAAAAAGACGCUACGUUCUCGCCAAAGGCAUAACUAUGUACGAAUGUUAAACAGUAUUAAGUUUUUGUCUCCGGUGUUGCGGCUCAUCUUACUGUUGAUUACUCUGGAAGUAGUCAAUGUCCAUUUGAUUUGUAAGAAGACUCCUUUUGAUUAUCAGCAGUAUCUAAAGUUUUUGAAGUCAGUCUUGCAGUAUACUGAGAACUUGGUGACAUACACAAGCCCAGAGAAAAACAAGUGGGAUGAAACUGAAGAGCUUACAAAUAAGGCUUUGAUAAAAAUAAGGGAAUUCAGUGACAGAAAGCUAACGUUAAUUCAGUCAGCUACAUAAAUUAAAUAGUUUUAAGGUUAUUAGGAUAUUGUUAUAUCUUAAGAGUUUUGAAGUCCUCAAACUUGAUGAGUCUAAGGUUUAAAAGCAAACUUCAUCAGUCAUUGUAAAAUUUUGGAUGCAAAAUGUAUUGUUUUUAUUAGAAGACUGUUGAGACUGGAGUUCAAUAAUCAAGCUUCUGAAGAAUGAGCUGUUUGCCAAAUCCAUUGAAAAGGAUUGACUGCGAGUCCAUUCAGGAUGAUGCAAGUUCUACUUUAAGUAUAUUAUGUUUUGUAGCUUGAUUUUUUUUAUAUAAAAAGUUUUUUAUUAUACUGAAAGCACCUAAGAAAAGAGCAUGAAUAAAAGCUCUGGAAAAAAAAAUCAAAUCCCUAAAGAUUUAUUGUAUGUGUUGAUGAAAUACACUGGAAAUAGUUUCAAGUGCUGUGAUCAACAGAUUAAGAAACAAUGAAUAGUACAACAUUUAAGGUAAAGUAAUGCUCAUUGACAGCUAUAAUUGUUUUUAUUAGUUCAAAACAGCCAGGUCAUGCAUGAUGUGUGUCAUUUGUUUAAUUUAUCUGCUCAUUCCCAAUACAUAUCUAGUUAGUAAGUUAACUGCAUGUAAAUUAAAUAUGAACUCUAAAGUGUACACAAUCACAGACAUGUAUUUACUAUGGUUCAAAAAGUUAUCUUUGUGUUGCAUACAAGAUUCCUUUGAAUAUAUCUAUAUUUUUUUCAAAAUACUUUCUCCCAUAUUCUUGUCUGCAAAGACUAGAAUUUCAAAGGAAUGCAUCAAGUUAAGAAUGGAUUCACAGAAGACAACCAAUCUCUAUCCAUUUCUUUCUCCUAUGGAGAGCAAAACCAGAGGGUAAUGUCUGGAGAUCGUUUGAUUAUACAAACGAUUAGAGAUUCAAGUUACAUUUUAAUAAGAUUCUUUGACUGGAAAUCACAGUGAGAGAAUCACUAGUUCAGUGAGGGGGGUAGAUAUAAAGUAAAAUCAUGUUGCUUCCUUUAUGCUACCCUUUCAAUAUAUUAGUUGUAAUUUUGUAAUUUAACUAUGUCACUUUCCAAGGUUUUUUAGUUAUCCUAAAAGUAAAGGAUAUGAAGAAGUGGGAAUUAGAGAAAAAAGGAUUUAAACUAGGAAUUAAUUGAAUGCAAUCUUUGAGCCACAGUAUAAAAUUUCAGCUUUUUUAACAGCUGAAGUGGCAAAUUUAAUUAUAUUUGGAAGAUGCAUUUUCUAUCUGACUUUGCUCAGAAGUGUUAACUUCUGCUAGGCGUAGCUUGGUAGUUACUUUUAUGACACUUGCUUUGAUGGUGGUAAGUGUUGUAAGGCAAAAAAAUAUUAAAGCUUUGCCUAUUUGUUGAGGAAAGAUUAAGAAAUUAAAACUCCUAGUGUUUUAAAACUACAUAAAUAGAUGACAUACUUUCUCCGUGUUGAAAAUAUGUUCUUGUACUGAAAAGCACCUUACAGACCGUGUGUAUUUUCAACAACAUAAAAGUUCUCCUUUUCUUCCUAUAUUUAAACUUCAUUAAAAUGAUAUUGCACACUAUUCUCUUCAUCUGUGUUUACCUAAGGAGGAGAGCAUUGACAGUUUCUCAUUUACUAAUUAAUGCCACAGAUGUGUUUUGCUGCUUUAAGUCUGCAGUAAGAAACAUGAUGGACUUCUGGCAAUUUUGUUUUUCCUACCUCUGAAGCUCCCUGAUGGGAACAUUGCUACCGUCUAUUGGUUAGACAAAUCUGGAACAGACUAGGACAAUCCAAUUAAUUCUGUCUUGAUGCUGUUAUUUCUUAGACAUUUGCAGUAGAGCUGCAUGCAAGGCUUAUGGUUUCUUCCUGUUGUUACAAGACUUACAGAAUAGAGUUGCAGAAUAAGUUUAUAUUCUACAAUGCACCUAGGAGAGCAAAUGGCGAGAGACAUGAUAAAAUCAUUGGUUUUGUCCUUUAUCAGUUACUUGAAAUGACUUCUCUGCUCCAGUUGUUAUCUUUGCCAUCUGUUUGGAAUCACGUGGAGUUUUAAGAUACAGUAGGUUCAGAGUCAGGACUCCCAGUAUUCCCAAGAAUAAAAGAUGUUUGGAAUAACCAAAAGUAUCUAGUGGGUACAUGCAUGAGUAAAGCUGACAAAACACUUGAUGUUUAAAUGCAAGUGUUCUGAUUUUCUGUUGUCCUAAACAUAAUUCUGGGACUGAGCUGUCCAAAACUGUGCAGUCUCCUGUUAAAUGUAUAAGUAUUUGCUCAGUCUUUUUAAAAAUGUUUUCGUUCUUGAAAUUUCAAAUGUCUAGAAGAGUAGAAAAUGUCUUCUUGCAAGCGUGGCAUUUUAUCCAAGUAUUACUUUUGCCACUUUUAUUUCUUGGCCCUGCUCCCUGAGGUCUGCAUUUUCCUGAAGGUAGUACAGUGAAGGCGAAUAGACAUAGGUGCAGAAUCUGUAAAGUAGUCUGAGGAAGGUAGUUGAAAUACUUUGUUUAAAAAGGAUCUCUGAAACCUGGGUAAUACUAAUGAGGGAGUGAGAAUUCUUCAGUUAGUUCUUCCAAGUUCAAUAAGUCAACUUGUAUUUGUGUGUGUAUAUAUGCAUAUACAUAUAUUCUAUAAUGUGUCCACACAGAUACAUAUAAAAAAAAAAGCUGUUUGCUUCUAUUACUUCCUGAACUUACAAGCUAAUGUUAAGCAUUCUAACUC
Molecule: messenger RNA, 4735 nt
Organism: Cygnus atratus (black swan)
Lineage: Eukaryota; Metazoa; Chordata; Aves; Anseriformes; Anatidae
Gene: ERMARD
Product: ER membrane associated RNA degradation
Exons: 19
Coding region: 88-2088 (666 amino acids)
Source: RefSeq, a predicted model, not a curated record